AUGGCAGUGAUGGAGUUCGGUGCCACCCCCAAGCAGCUGGCGACGUUGCUGGCGGCGGUGGCGCGGGGUGCGGCCUGUGGCAUUCCAGCGCAGGCCGCUGGUGCGGGCUCCUGGGUCCUCGAGGUCGUCCAGGAAGCCGUCGACCUGGUCAAGGAGGGGCUGGGAGGCGACCGCACGGCCCGCAGCGCCAAUGAGAAGCUGCGGGCGCAGGGGCCGGAAGGUGACGCCUUGGCCAGAAGGAUCGGCCGUGCCACCAAGGCAUGCAAUUGGAGUUCGCAUCCGGACGCGCGCUUCCGCGUGCGUGACGUGGCGAACGCGCAAGGCAAUUCGGACCCGUCGGAGAAGGCGGACCUGUCGACCGAUUUGGCGGGCCUCUCGGAGAGGACUGGUUUGUCGGGCGCGGCGGACGAGGGCGAGGCGGAGUCCGAGGGAGUCGUCAACCACACCACGGUGAAGAAGGAGAAGGGGAAGGCACUCAAUAAGGAAAGCCAAGGCUACGGCAAGGUGAACGAGGACGAGAAGGUGGCUGUGGAAGCUAGUGGUACCAUCGGCCACGUGAAGGCAAUUAUCCAGGACAAGGAGAAGUUCUCUGGCGUGGAUGCGACGAUUGCGAAGCUUCUCGCGGACUGCCAGAAGACUGCGCAGGAGAAGGGCGUGGACCUCCUCUUUUGGGGUCAGGCGCAGCCCGAGUUCGGCGACCUGCUGGGCCAGUGCCAGAGCACGAACUGCCGCUACGCCCACUCCCCCAGCGAGCUGCGGCAUCAGCCGAACUUGCACAAGACCAGAAUGUGCAGAGCUUUCCUGGAGGACGCGAAGAAGACCAUCACGCGCUUCGCCUCGUACGGGUGCGACCUCGAGAAGUACGACAGCAUGGCCGCAUGGGUCAAGAACCACGGCGUCAAGGUCCGCGGCUUCCCCGGGGUGAAGCACGUCGAGAUCGCCGUGUGCGGCACCGGCCGCAUGGGCGUGUUCACGGAGUACAACGACCUGGCCUCUUUCAAGGAGUACAUGGACUCCGAUCUGUACAAGAAGCUUGCCGAGGACCUCAAGAACCAGGACUGGUACGACGCCUCCAAGGAGCCCCAGUCCUUCGUCGGGUUCAAGCAGCCGAACCUCUGCGUGCCCGCAAGGUGGGAUGCCUCUGCUCUGGGCCGCGUGUGCCAGGACGGGAACUGCCCCAACGCCGGAAGCUGUUCGUUUGCGCACUCGGAGUCGGAGCUCCGGGUCACGGAUGGCAUCUACAAGACCCAGAUGUGUCAUUUCUUCGAGCGCGGAAGAUGUCUCAAGGGGGACAGGUGCAACCACGCCCACGGCCCCGACGACCUGCGCAGGUCCCUCGCGGCGGCGGCCGCCGCGUCCAGCACCAGCGGGCCGGAGCUUGUGACGGACGACCAGCGAGCAGUUGGGGCCGCCGCCGCCGGGGCGCGGGCGGGGCCGCGCGAAGGCCGAGGCCCUGGCAGCCCCCUGCCGCUCGCGGAGCUCCUCGCCGACUCGCCAGGGGGCCGGUCGGCGCCCUCACGGGCCGCGGGGGCCCGGCUGUCGCUGGACGACGCCCUGGGCCCCGUGACCCCCUGGUGCAACGAGGACUCCCAGACGGGCGGUGGCUUCGACCCCUGCGCGCUGGAUCCCGGCAUGGGCAUGGUGGGGUACCCGUUGGUGCCGCCGUUCGGCGCCGGCUUCUGUUCGCACUGGCUGGCCGCAUCCCCGGGUGUGCUGGAAGCCGCCGCGAUGGA
Prorocentrum cordatum is the source of this 1733-nucleotide messenger RNA. NCBI's taxonomy places the organism in Eukaryota, Dinophyceae, Prorocentrales, Prorocentraceae. The record is from the annotation of a GenBank genome assembly.